CUACCAUUUGCUCUUUACAACGAACUUUUAACUAAGUUACCCUUCUCUUUCUCUAUUUCUGUUCAUCAACCCGAGAUCUCAGUGUGAUGUUCUCUUGACCCCCUUCGAGUUAGUCUGGUUGAUUGGAAAACCCCCGUGCUAGGGUCUCCACCACACCCACACCACCUCCAUAACCCUAGAAACCACCCUACCACCCGACAAAACAAAACCCUAACCAUCCCCCCUCCCCGCAACCCAAAAAAUGAACCCCACCAGCACGGACGGCAACUGCGGCGCCCUCAACAGCGCCACCAACGCGACCUGCCUGACCUCCCCCUUCGGCAACUGCUGCUCGGCCAAGGGCUACUGCGGCUCCACCGACAGCUACUGCGGUGCCGGCUGCCAACCGGGGUGGGGCAAAUGCGACACCGCCGGUGCGGAGCAGACCAUCAGCACGACGGGCUCCUGCGGCGAGACGGCCACCAGCAACACCACAUGUCUGGGCAGUGAGUACGGCGACUGCUGUUCCCGGCUGGGGUACUGUGGGGGGAAUAGUAGUUACUGUGGGGUGGGGUGUCAAUCGCUAUACGGGAGUUGUACUUCUUCUGAUGAUGAUGAUGGGGGGGAAGAUUCGACGAGCAGCACGGCGACGGGUACGCGGACCGAGAUGAGUACCGGGGCAGGGGCCACGGGGACAACUACGGCAACAGGUACAGCGACGCAGGCAAUUUCGACGGAUGGAUCGUGCAGCAGGGAAAUCACCUGUGUUGGGAGUGAAUGGGGGGAUUGUUGCUCGGGCCAUGGCUGGUGCGGCGGGAAUGCUAGUUAUUGUGGCGUGGGCUGUCAGCCGGAGUUUGGGCGGUGUAGUACUGUCCCAACAGGGUUGGGGAAGGGGGCUAUUGCGGGGAUUAGUGUUGGGGCUGCGGUGGGGGGGUUGCUUGUUGUUCUGGGAUUCGUGGUGUGGUUCUUGAAGAGGAGGAGGAAAGGCAGGUAUACGGCUGUUGUGCCGCUUAAGGGGGAUGGCGCUGGGGAUAGGGAUGGGGCUUCUCUGGGUCAGGUGCAGGACACGAGGGGCCAGGGGAGGGGCCCCGUGGAGAUGGCGGCUGCUACUCCUGGGGGACAACAACAACAACAGUUUGCGGUCGAAAUUGGGCAGGCGAGGAAAGUGCCUGUGGAGAUUGGGCAGGCGGAUCUUACUUAUACCCAUGAGUUGGAGGGGAGGGGGAGAGGCGCGGUGGUGGAGCCGGUGGAGUUGCCGGCGGCGCAUCGGUGAUACUAACUAUACUGCUGGGUUCGCAUUGGUUUUGGAUACUUUUGGAAUGCUGGAUCAAGGCGGAUCAAGGCGGAUGGCUAGAAUGCUGCCAGAGGAUUUCUUGUCACGCCCUGAGUUGCACGAUACACAGCUUGUGGAGAGCACUGUGCAAGCCGUCUUGAAUGUAAUGAAUGCACAAGUUCUACGGGUCUUGACUCUAAGAUGUCCCCCAUUCAAGGUAUGAAUACUUCAAUGCUGUAAGCAGAUGCCCUACCGGGGUGAGUAUACAG
Molecule: messenger RNA, 1521 nt
Organism: Aspergillus aculeatus ATCC 16872
Lineage: Eukaryota; Fungi; Ascomycota; Eurotiomycetes; Eurotiales; Aspergillaceae
Exons: 1
Coding region: 242-1252 (336 amino acids)
Molecular function (GO): chitin binding
Source: RefSeq, a predicted model, not a curated record